Molecule: messenger RNA, 4686 nt
Organism: Homarus americanus (American lobster)
Lineage: Eukaryota; Metazoa; Arthropoda; Malacostraca; Decapoda; Nephropidae
Gene: DNAlig1
Product: DNA ligase 1-like
Exons: 19
Coding region: 80-3445 (1121 amino acids)
Biological process (GO): DNA repair; DNA biosynthetic process; Okazaki fragment processing involved in mitotic DNA replication
Cellular component (GO): nucleus; mitochondrion
Molecular function (GO): DNA binding; DNA ligase (ATP) activity; ATP binding
Source: RefSeq, a predicted model, not a curated record
GAGGUGUUACAGCAUAGAUGGCGCCACUUGUUUGUUUACCAAGUUUCGCGGGAAAAAGCUGAGUGACUUAGCUGUGAGGAUGGUGCAGAAGACCAUACUGUCAUUUUUCUCGGCCCCUAAGGUGAAAAAGCCAGAUGAAGGAGCAUCUGGAGGAAGCUCACAAGGAGAAAAUAAAAAUACAAAGAACGACUAUACAGAGGAAGACGAUUCUCCUGUGAAAAAAACGCCUCGUCAUAAAGCCCGGGUAAUUGAGAGCGAUAGCGAGGAGGAGGGGGAACAAGUUCCCUCUACAAGUUCUUCACCUCAUAAAUCUGAUGAAGAAAAAGAAAAUAUGACCAAGACCAGCCAAGAGACAAGCACAAACAAGGAGGAGGAGAAUGUGAAGGAUCAGAGUACAAAACAAUCCAACGGUAGUCCUUCUACAAAGAAAGAUGUUAAUACUAAGAAAAAAAAGACUGCCAUGAAGAAAAGUCUUACAACAAAGAAGGGAGUAAAUGCAAACAAAGAAAAGAAGAAACAAACAAAACGAAAGAAGAUCCCAGUCCCAAGACCCAGCCAAAAGAAGAACAAGGUUGAAGAUGAGAACAAGAACUUGGAGGAGACGGAGUUAAAAGAAUCAGAUGACGAGGCCCGGGACACAGAUACAAAAGAUGAUAAGAGUACAGGGUCAGAAAAGAACUCGGCAGCAGAAGACGAAGAAGAGAUGGAGACGGAAGGUAGUGAUGAAGAUACAAAGACAGACAAUAAAAUGCAGGAAGACCAAGAAGAUGAGAUAAAGGAAGAUGCUAGUACAGAAAAGAAAGAAAAUGAAAUGAAGGAAAGUAAGAAUGAACCAACUCCUGGUUCAUCAAAGUUCAGUACUGUUACCACCCCAGAGAAAUCAUCCACUUCAUCGUUGAAGAGGUCUCCGGGAUUCACACCAGAAACUGUUCCACCCAUCAGAAAAACAGCUCGUAAACAGAUGAAACGUAAGAGUGACAGUCUGGAGAGUAAACAAACAGAGAUGGUAAAGAGGCUGAAAGGAGACAAUGAGACAUCCAGUACAUCAAACAAGGAAGGCACUGGAGAUGAGGACUCGGAAUUGGAGAAAGAUGAGGAGGAGAACUUAGAGAACAAAAAACAAAAGGAUGUAAAAGAAUCAAUGGAGGUUGACAAUUGUGAUGAUGCUGUUGAAAAUAAAGAGAGUCCAGUCAAAACUAAAGAGAAGGCCGCACAGGGCAGGCUUAAACCCAAAGCUAUCCACAGUUUUUUUGCUCCCAGACCAGCAAAACAAAAUGAUACAUCCCUGACCACUAAGAGUUGUGUGGAGGAGGACGAGGCAUCAGAAGAAGAAAAUGACUCGUCUCCACGGAAGAAAGAUAAGUCUCAAAAGAAUGAGUCGUCACCUGGCAAAGAUUCCUCAAAAGCUUCAAGUAUGGCAAAGAAACCGGUGAUAAAUCCCUUUGCUCCCAAGCCUGCUGGUGCUGAUGAUAUGGGUGCCAGCUAUAACCCGGCCAAGAGUAAAUAUCAUCCAAUCACAGAUGCCUUCUGGAAACGCAAUGAAAAAGUGCCUUAUCUUGCCUUGGCCAAAACAAUGGAACUGAUUGAGAAGACAAGCGGCCGACUCAAGACAAUUGAAAUUCUGGCUAAUUUAUUCCGCUCAGUAAUAGUGUUAUCACCUGAUGACCUCCUGCAUUGUGUGUACCUGUGUCUCAACAAAGUGGCUCCUGCUUUUGAAGGCGUUGAGUUGGGCAUCGGAGAGACAAUCUUGAUGAGCGCCAUAGCUCAGGCGUCAGGACGGAGUAUGGAGAAGAUAAAGCUGGACGCAGAGCAAAAAGGAGAUCUUGGAAUUGUGGCAGAACAAUCACGGUCCAACCAGAGGAUAAUGUUCCAGCCGGCCAAGUUGACUGUCCGAGCGGUGUUUGACAAGCUGAAAGACAUUGCUCUCAUGACCGGCAAUGCAUCACGAAGCAAGAAAGUAGACAAAGUUAAAGGUAUGUUUGUAGCCUGUCGUUUCUCUGAGGCAAGAUAUCUCAUUCGCUCCCUUGGUGGAAAGUUGCGCAUUGGCCUGGCCGAGCAGUCUGUACUGCAGGCUAUAGCUCAGGCAUGCUUCUUAACUCCACCUGGCCAAGAGUAUCCACCAGAAGUUGCUGAUGCAGGGAAGGGUAUUCAUCCUGAUAAUUUGAAGACAAAAUUAGACAAUUAUGGAUUCAUUUUGAAGACAACAUAUUGUGAAUUCCCAUCCUAUGAUGAGAUCAUCCCAAUUCUCUUGAAUGAAGGACUUGAGGAACUCCCAAAUAGAUGUCAGUUGACACCAGGCAUUCCACUGAAGCCCAUGUUGGCACACCCGACCCCUGGGGUGUCAGAAGUUCUGAAACGUUUUGAAAAUGCCAAGUUCACCUGUGAAUAUAAAUAUGAUGGAGAAAGGGCGCAAAUCCAUCUUAAAGAGGACGGUACAGUAAAUAUUUACAGCAGGAACCAGGAGGACAACACCUCCAAGUAUCCUGACAUCAUUGCACGACUCAAAGGUGCACUCGGGGAGGAAGUGAAAUCUUGUGUUAUUGAUUCAGAAGCUGUAGCGUGGGAUCGUGAGAAAAAACAGAUCCUUCCCUUCCAAAUACUUAGCACACGGAGAAGAAAAAAUGCCAGUGAAAGUGAGAUUAAAGUACAAGUGUGUGUGUUUCCAUUUGACUUGCUCUACUUGAAUGGUAAGCCUCUAGUGCGCGAACCUUUUGAGCAGCGUAGAGCUCUUUUAAGAGAGCAUUUCAAAGAGGUCGAAGGAGAGUUUGUCUUUGCCAAAAGCAUGGACUCCACAAACACUGAAGAUAUUGAAGAGUUCCUGGAGGAAUCUAUUAAAGGAAACUGCGAAGGCCUCAUGGUCAAGACCCUUGAUGUUGAUGCCACGUAUGAGAUAUCCAAGCGUUCACGUAAUUGGCUGAAACUGAAGAAGGACUACCUUGAUGGGGUGGGAGAUACAAUAGAUGUUGUGGUACUGGGAGGCUACAUGGGAAAGGGCAAACGUGCAGGCCACUACGGAGGUUUCCUCUUGGCAUGUUAUGAUCCAGAUAAUGAAGAAUAUCAGACACUUUGCAGGAUUGGGACUGGCUUCACUGAUGAAGAACUACAGACACACUCGGCAUUCUUCAAGGAUCAUAUUAUAGAAAAACCAAAAUCUUACUAUCGGUAUGAGAACAGUGUAGCUCCUGAUCAGUGGUUUGACGCUGUACAAGUGUGGGAGAUCAAGUGUGCUGAUCUCUCUAUAUCACCGGUUCAUAAGGCUGCUGCAGGAAUCGUUGAUCGCGAGAAAGGUAUAUCUUUGAGGUUCCCAAGAUUCUUGCGUAUCAGGGAGGAUAAGGUGCCAGAGGACGCCACCAGUGCAUCACAAAUUGCUGAUCUCUACAAUAGUCAAGAUCAAAUAAAGAAUAAAAAGUCAUCAGGAAAAACUGUAGAGGAAGAUUUUUAUUAAGAAGAUCAAUGCAAGGAGAGAUUAGGUAUUAAUUUAAAACUGUUUCAGUCCAGUUUGGAGAAGAAAAAAACCUGUGACUUUUAAGCUGAAAUUUUGAGAUAUUAUAGAUAUUAAGGUUCUGACGCAAUGUUCAUCAUUGCCCACACUUGUAAACAUGGUUACCUGAUGGUGUGAGUCUCAGCUGUGUCAUAUAGAAUAAGUAAUAUCCAUGGAGCAAUGCAAACAUAUAUAAGAAUUGUUUUAUUGCUUAUUUAAAUUACAAUAAUUACAGGAAUUUAGUUAAUUCUUAUGCAGUAAACCCUCCCAACACCGGACUAAUUUGCGCAAGCUCUGUCCGUUAUUGGGAGGAUUCUGUUAAUGGGAGGGGUUUCUUUUUUACUCCAUUCCAACUGUCAAGCACAUAUCUUUUAUGUCAAUAAAUAUUGAACAGAACUGUAUAUAGAAAUUCAUCUUAUAUUGAAAUACAACCUGUACUUAUUUUAUAGAAUAACUUGGAACCAAGCACAUUCUCUUAAGUUUAUUUUUUUCUCAAGAAUCGGUAUGAGUAAAAGAAUAAUUUAUUUUUUCUUUUAUUUGGAUACUGUACAGGUAUUAUCUUUUGGUAAGUAAUGUGGGUGUUAUUUCUGCAGAAACAAUAUGUAUGCCUGAAAAUGAACUUAGAGCACUAUAAUUGCACGGUUAUUUAAAAUAUUUUGGUUGAAUUGCUCCUUACCUAGAAGCCAUGUAGGCAUGCAGGGAGUACUGUACAAAGGUUUUCAUAAUGUGCCUUGGCAGGACACAUACUUAGCACUAAUAUAUUUAGACAGCAUUACUCCCUCAUACAAGACCUUGUCCUUCCUGGUGUUUGUUUGUUUAUUUAUAUGGUACAGUCUGUGUGUCAGAUCGGUCAGUCUGUAUAAUACCUGUGAGAAUGUUCCAUUUCAUGUUGCUUAUAGGUUAGGUUAGGUUAGGUUAUUCAACUGAGAACUGCAAACAUUUCAUUAAACUUUGCACUGAACUUAACCUGAUCUAAUGUAACCUCAUCUACUGUAUACAGGUACUUCUCUAUUCACAAGUGUUUAGUUUAUGCCAUUUUUAGAAUAAAAUGAGGUCAUUUACUCUUUUUUUUAAUUUAUGUGGGUUAAUGUUUGGAAUAACAUGACCAUUGACAAACAUCAUCAUUGGGCUGGCAGCACAGUGGUGUCGCAUUGUCAAACACUCAUAAUUUACAAGUGCAUGCUGGCUACUGCAGUGUUUAUGUA